UUAAAAUACUGACUGCUUAUCGCAUAAAUGAGAAUGUACCGACAUAUUUCAACAAGUGAUGUAUAUAUUUACCAAUUUUCUGCCAAAUCUGUCUCCCGCAGAUGAAACACUUACAGUUCACAUCCACGUUCGGCACGUAGCUUAGCAACACAGGAAGACAACAAGAUGCAUUUCCUGCCCCGUCUUGGGAAACAGCAUUGAAACACUGCUCUCUGGUGGUCAAAAUGUGCAGCACCCGAGACCAACUACCUGCACAUAUUUAAAUAUAAAGAACAAAUAAAAUUACAUAACUGAACCAAAAUAAUUCGACAUAACAUUUAUUUCUGUCCAGAGUUGCAAAAUCCUAAAUGUUCUUCAUAGAGUGAAGCUCUGGAUUGUGUAGUGACUAAACCAUGUUUUAAAAACAAAAGAUCUCCCACGCUCACUUUGUACAAAUUUCAGACAGACAAAUCCUGACAUACUUGUGUGACAAAUACAUGACUGUAUUUUCAAUUUCAUAGAUCAACCACUCAACCGUAAUCAGUCAUUUUUAGACAUUCCUAAGUUCUCAAGUCCAGUACAAGAAAUCUGGACUUCUUUUGUUGUUUCUUCAGGACGUUUUUCAGCAAUUCGCACCUUGAUAAAGGAGACCAGAUCACCUCACGUAACGUCGUCAGGGACAACAAAGACCCAAACACUGAGCUGAAUAGCCGAUAGGACUGCACCAUUAUUAACUUUAUGGCCCUAUUAGAAUCAGAAUACAGUCUGACUCUACUGGCCAUGUUUGUGGACACAAACAAUGCAGAUGGGCAGAAGAUUAAAAUGCUGCAAAUGUGCCUAAGUUGUUUCUCAGUAGAGUAGCUACUCGAGUUAUAAUGUGCAUCUAUUAUGUUCCUUGAGGAGACAGCCUGGGGGAAGGAGGUGAAGUUUCUACGGCUACUGAAUAGAAACUCAGUGGCCACACUACAGAAACAAGCUCAGUGGUUAUGUUGGUUGUAAAAGCCUUCCAGAAAAACAGUGAGGGGGGAAAAUGUAGGAAAAUCUGCAACAUGAUGUUCUGGGAUCUGUUACGCACACAGAGACAUAAAAUAGUGGAGGUGGUCAGAUUUGAACAUGGGAACAUUCUGUUGAUUUAAUUUUUUAUGGACUAUCAUUACUUUUAAUUGCUGUAAUGCUGUGAAAAAGUUACAUUGGUGGAAAAAGGCCCUGAGAGAUUAUGAGGAAAGUUUCUGUUUUUCUCCUAACAGAGAGGUUCAUCCUCUCCACAUGCGACCAGCAUCAGUAUCACUUUGUCAGUGGAUCUUUCACCUGGAGCGAAGCUCAGGCCUACUGCAGACAGAAACACACAGACCUGGCCACCAUCCAGAGUUUCACAGAAGUGGAGCGAGUUUUGGAAACGCUUUCAUCUGCUGGUCACACAUCGGAGGUCUGGAUCGGUUUGUACAGUGAGAUGGACUGGAGGUGGUCUGAUGGUUUCACAGGGAGCGGGGCUGAAUACAGGGACUGGGAAACCUCUGAUGAUGAACCAGAUUUUUAUUAUGCCUACCAGUUCUGUGUGUUGAUUGCUGACAAUGGCAAAUAUUGGGAUGAUUCCUGCAGCAUCUCGUACCCAUUUAUCUGCUACAACGGCACACAGGAGAAUCCUGAAUAUGUUCUGGUCAAUGAACCAAGAUCCUGGUCCGAUGCUCAGACGUACUGCAGGCAGAACUUCAGAGACCUGUUUGCUUCCUAA
Xiphophorus couchianus (Monterrey platyfish) is the source of this 1711-nucleotide messenger RNA. Its product is annotated as macrophage mannose receptor 1-like. Bases 1196 to 1711 code for a protein of 171 amino acids. The transcript is spliced from 3 exons. NCBI's taxonomy places the organism in Eukaryota, Metazoa, Chordata, Actinopteri, Cyprinodontiformes, Poeciliidae. The record is from RefSeq and is a predicted model, not a curated record.